CGCCUGCCCGCCCCUUCCGCCAGCCCCUUCUUACCCCGGCGGCGGGGCCCGGCGGCGGUGCUGAGUCUCUCCUCUGUGCCCUAGGUGCCCGCUCCCGCCGCCGCCGCCGUGGCCAUGGCCCCCGCAGCAUCAGACCUGAAACUUGGUAAAAAAGUUAAUGAAGGGAAAACGAAAGAAGUGUACGAGCUGCCAGAUAUCCCGGGAUGUGUUCUCAUGCAGUCGAAAGACCAAAUAACAGCGGGAAACGCGGCCAGGAAGGACCGAAUGGAGGGGAAGGCUGCCAUUUCCAACACGACAACUAGCUGUGUGUUCCAGCUGCUUCAAGAAGCCGGAAUUAAAACAGCUUUUGUCAGGAAACAGAGUGACACAGCAUUCAUAGCAGCUCACUGUGAAAUGAUCCCAAUUGAAUGGGUGUGCAGAAGAAUUGCUACUGGUUCCUUCCUCAAAAGAAACCCUGGUGUCAAAGAAGGAUAUAAGUUUUACCCACCCAAAAUUGAGAUGUUUUACAAGGAUGAUGCUAAUAAUGAUCCACAGUGGUCUGAGGAACAGCUGAUUGAAGCAAAAUUCUGUUUUGCUGGACUUACUAUUGGCCAGACUGAAGUAGAUAUAAUGGCUCGUUCUACUCAAGCCAUUUUUGAAAUCUUGGAAAAAUCAUGGCAGCCUCAAAACUGCACUCUGGUAGACCUGAAGAUUGAAUUUGGUGUUAAUAUUCUGACAAAAGAAAUUGUUCUUGCUGAUGUUAUUGAUAAUGACUCAUGGAGACUGUGGCCGUCAGGAGACAGAAGCCAGCAGAAGGACAAACAGUCCUACCGGGACCUGAAAGAAGUGACUCCUGAAGCACUGCAGAUGGUCAAGAGAAACUUUGAAUGGGUUGCAGAAAGAGUGGAGUUGCUUCUGAAAACAAAGAGCCAAGGUAGAGUGGUAGUGUUGAUGGGAUCUCCUUCUGACCUGAGUCACUGUGAAAAAAUAAAAAAGGCAUGUGCAGCCUUUGGAAUUCCUUGUGAGUUAAGAGUGACGUCUGCUCACAAAGGGCCAGAUGAAACCCUGAGGAUCAAAGCAGAGUAUGAAGGAGAUGGAAUCCCAACAGUGUUUGUUGCAGUAGCUGGCAGAAGCAACGGUUUGGGGCCAGUAAUGUCUGGUAACACUGCUUACCCAGUUGUCAACUGUCCUCCGCUCUCAGCUGACUGGGGUACUCAGGAUGUGUGGUCUUCACUCAGACUACCCAGCGGUCUUGGCUGUCCUACUACGCUGUCACCUGACGGAGCUGCCCAGUUUGCUGCCCAGAUAUUUGGGUUAAACAACCAUCUGGUGUGGGCCAAACUGCGAUCAAACAUGUUAAACACCUGGAUCUCCUUGAAGCAGGCUGACAAAAAACUUCGAGAGUGCACCUUGUAAGUCAUACUAACAAGUAACUUUUAUCAGUUAUGCAAAGAUAAUGGCGUGCAUAUUCAUUCAUAUUAGGAUUUACAUUUGGAUGAGCUGAAAGUCCUGCAUCCUUUCUUACAGAAGAAAGCAUUAUUAGAGCAGCAGAUGAAGUCUGUUUUGUCCUCAUCCUUCCCUUGUGUAUUUUUUUAAUGUGACAGCUAAGGAAAAGAUGGGGAAGUAGUAUUUUAGGUAUCUUUCUGUUGCUCCAAAAUGGUGCUGUUCUGCUCUUUAGUGUAUACUGUUAACUACAGACUGUCAAGAAAAUGAUUUGGUGCGAUCUAAAUAGAAUCCAACUAGUCUUCUCUAUUUCUGUAACAGUAAUAUUCUUCCAUAGUAAUAAUGUAUGUCUUGAACCUUAUUAACUCAACUGGACCGCUAACUAGAGCCACUGCUGAUGCUGUUCUGCUUGCAAUGAUGGUAUGCUUUCUUUAGCAAUAAAAUGGCAACAUAUCCUGUAUAAAUAGGAAAAGGGGCUGGAAAAAUGUUUUAAGAGCCUGGAAUAAAUACCUGCCUUAUUUAAAUAAUUUAUAUGCAUACAUGUAUUUUUUAAAAAAUAUGUGUGUGUAUAUGUACCCCAUUGAUACUUUCUGAAAUGAUGUGAUAAAGUUGAAACCAAUUUUCUUGUUCAUACCAAGCUAUAAAUACAAAUGGUUUGUGAGCUGUAACUAGGCUUGUUGCCUGUUUGCUGUAACUCUUGCCUAGUCCAGUCUUUGCCCUUUUAUAUACUAGGCAGAUCUCUACCUUCAAUAGUUCUAAAGGGCCUACAUGAUGUUGUCAAACUGUCUUCAUACACUUCAAUAACUCUAGCUAUGACAUAUCUGUAUUUCCUCACUCUGUUUCUAUGGAAAUUUUGCUGAACUGAAAGGGGGGAAUAAAUAUAAAGCAAAAAAGUACUGGGGGGAAGUUAAGCAUGACUGUCUUGUCUUUGCACACACCAAUCUUCUGAGUAGGUAUGAUUCUAACAAAUAUGCAAUUACUUGAGGUAUGUAACACUUAUGCUUUUACAAUUAUAAAUAAACUAUUGAAUUCAAA
Molecule: messenger RNA, 2457 nt
Organism: Falco peregrinus (peregrine falcon)
Lineage: Eukaryota; Metazoa; Chordata; Aves; Falconiformes; Falconidae
Product: phosphoribosylaminoimidazole carboxylase and phosphoribosylaminoimidazolesuccinocarboxamide synthase
Exons: 9
Coding region: 115-1395 (426 amino acids)
Biological process (GO): 'de novo' IMP biosynthetic process
Molecular function (GO): phosphoribosylaminoimidazolesuccinocarboxamide synthase activity
Source: RefSeq, a predicted model, not a curated record